Messenger RNA from Contarinia nasturtii (swede midge), 1807 nucleotides. It is a transcript of the gene Dh31, whose product is annotated as diuretic hormone class 2. The transcript is spliced from 5 exons. Gene Ontology annotation, biological process: body fluid secretion. Bases 292 to 624 code for a protein of 110 amino acids. The record is from RefSeq and is a predicted model, not a curated record. Lineage: Eukaryota; Metazoa; Arthropoda; Insecta; Diptera; Cecidomyiidae. Gene Ontology annotation, molecular function: G protein-coupled receptor binding; diuretic hormone activity.
AACGUCUAUCACGUGCGCUGGCAGCACUGAAACAAUUUAAUUUUUGUGAAAAUUCAGCAUCCACUGACAAAGCUCGUAGCUGUAGUGAAACAGAAGUCAUAUCUUUAACAAGUUGUGCAUUUUGACUGAUUUUUCAUUCGACAAAAUUUUACUUCGCAAAAAAGGUUUUCGUGCAUUUAGUGAAGCUCACAGGGAUUUUCAACGACUUAACUGUAUUGCAAACGGUCAAUAUUUUGACAUUUUUCACUUUCACAAAUACAAAUAAAAAGAGAAAUAUCUCAACCUUUCGGAAUGAAUUCGACACGGCAAUGGUGCACUGUGCUGCUUGUGGUUGGAAUCAGUAUGCUGUUUAUAUCAGUCGCAGAAUCAGCACCGAGAUACUCUGGUUACUACUCAGAAAAUGUUGAUGAAACGCCGGAAGAUGUGUUGAUGGAGCUAAUCGCCAGAUUUGGACAGACUCUUAUGCGAGCCCGCGAUGAAGUGGCAAACUCGAAGCGAACCGUGGAUUUUGGAUUGGGACGUGGUUUGAGCGGUGCAAUUGAAGCAAAACAUCGCCUCGGCAUGGCCGCCGCAAAUUUUGCAGGUGGGCCCGGUCGUCGACGACGAUCUGAGAAUGCAGUUUAAAUCCAAUUUCAAUUAAAUGCUGUACAAAAUUAUGCCGAAAAGAUCCCAUGAAAUAGGAGAGCCAAAUCACAAUCUAUCUUAAUUUCGGUGUCAUAAGUUUUCAAUUUCGGGUUUGUUUUCGUAAUCCAUGGCCAUUUUGUCACAUCGUGACAUUAGUUUUAGCAUUGGACUUUCUAUUUUCUCUGAAUUUCUGGAAUUGUAUAUUAUUUUAGCAAUGCUUCAUUCUACAUUCGACCGUUACAAAAGGGGCAGAAAACAAUUUAUUUCAUUUUUUAGCGUUUUAUUUGCAAUGCUGUGCACUAUAGUAAAAUUUAAGAGAUAUCAGAUUUUUAUGUAUAUUUUUGUGACAACAUACCUUCAUUUCUCGCUAUCCAAAACAAAUAAAAGGAAUGUAAACGUAAUCCUAAAACAACAACAAUGAACAUAUAGAAAUGCAGAAACUACAAUAUACUAUAUAGCAUUUACAUUUUCAUGUUGAAAUAUUUCAACAAUACAGAAUUCACAUAAAAAAGAAUAUACCAAAAAUACUUUACACAAAAUAAACAUAUAUUUUUCUUGACUUUUAAUAAUAAAUGUUAAAUUGUAAUGGAUUUCUAAAAGAAAAACAAAAUGGCAUAAUAUACAAUGUUGAAUGAAUGGAUGAAUGACGUCGCUCUUGUUUGCGAAUGGGCUAAUUGCUCAUCAGUUCACUGGAAAUUCAAAGAGAAAAUUGUACGCAAGCCAACCAUUCAGCAGCCAAACAUCAUUCAUUCAAGCAAUCGGCUAUACAAAUUUUAAAUCAAAUAUUAUAAAUACAAAAACAAUUAAAAACAUUUAUCUAUGAAUAUGUAUUUCAUGUGAAAUUUAUUAUUAACAAAAAUACAACUAUUAACUAUUUAUGGUAUAGAUGUUGAAUUAUAGUAAAAAUGCUACAAAAAAAAUCUUAUAAAAAUGAUUAAUAUUCAACGUAAUACAUACACAAAAUUAACUUAAACAUUUAGUAUAUAUACCUCAUGCAAUCCAUCAGAAUCUUUCUCACCAUACUUUGAUCAAAAGUUUUAUUUUCACUUCUUUUCAUAUAUUUUUGUUCCAUUGACAUUUCUUAUUAAAAGAACAUUUGAACGAUGACAUCGUAUGAACAAUUGUAUUAAACGUAUUGAAAUAUUUAUGAAUAAAAGAUUUCUUUUUAUUUAUUUACCUGCAA